AUGGAGCUGUCCAACACGGCAAAGGAGGCGCUCUUGAGAGCAGCACUGAAGGCGACAGGAGCGGAGAAGGCGGCUAGGAGCGCAAAUAUUAUGGCCCAGGAGGCCCUGGAGGCUGCAAGGAGUGCGACGGCCCUCGCGGACGAGGCGUCGGGUGAUUCGGCUACUGAGAUGGAGCGGGUGUUUGAGAAGGCCGCGAAGGGCACAAGUCAGGCAAUGCCAAAGGCACAGACGGCAGCGGCGAUAUUUGGACUGGUUUCGACGGAAGCUAAGCAAGCAUCGAUUGGCUUCACAACGGCAAGCAAAAACGCAUUGCGGGCAGGGGACAGCGCCAAAGCCGCGAUGGAUCACCUGAUCAAAGUUCUGGAAGGGGAGCUCCAUGCGGGCGCUACCGGCACGACCGUGCCGCAAGUGGCCGAGGCAGUAUCGGCAGCUCAGAAGGCGGCUGAGGACGCAAAUCUUGUUGUGGAUGCUGCUACAACCGCGGCUGAGGAGGCAGGCGCAGCAUCAAGUGAUGCCGGCGACGCCGUGGCCGAAGCUGUGGAAAUGUUGGAGCUUGUUGGCGCUGCGUGGCACAUCCCUCAUAUUCGCCCACGUUGA
Molecule: messenger RNA, 597 nt
Organism: Trypanosoma grayi
Lineage: Eukaryota; Euglenozoa; Kinetoplastea; Trypanosomatida; Trypanosomatidae
Exons: 1
Coding region: 1-597 (198 amino acids)
Source: RefSeq, a predicted model, not a curated record